AUGGACAACACAGCCUUCCCGAGGAAGAACUUCACAAAGCACUCAGAAAGUUGUGAUCCUGACAGCAAUCAACCCCUGAACAGCCUCGGCAAGGUGAUCCUGGACAAGUACUACUUCCUCUGCGGGCAGCCCUUCCACUUCAUCCUCAGGAGGCAGGUGUGUGACGGCCAACAGGACUGUGCCUCGGGGGAAGACGAGCAGCAGUGUGUCAAGAACUACCCUGAUGGGCCUCUGGUGGGAGUCCGCCUCUCCAAGGAUCGAUCCACCCUGCAGGUGCUGGAUGCCACCACAGGGGCCUGGGCCUCCGUCUGUUUCGACAGCUUCACGGAAACUCUGGCCAAGACAGCCUGUGGGCAGAUGGGCUAUGACAGCAAACCCACCUUCAGAGCCGUGGGGAUUAGCCCAGACCAGGAUCUGGAUGUCGUUGAAAUCACAGAAAACAGCCAGGAGCUUCGUGUGCAGAACUCAAGUGGACCCUGUCUCUCAGGCUCCCUGGUUUCCCUGCACUGCCUUGCCUGUGGGGAGAGCCUGAAGGCCCCUCGGGUGGUGGGCGGGGAGAAGGCCUCUGUGGAUUCUUGGCCUUGGCAGGUCAGUGUCCAAUACGAUAGAAAACACAUCUGUGGAGGGAGUAUCCUGGACCCUCACUGGAUUCUCACGGCAGCCCACUGCUUCAGGAAGCACCUUGAUGUGUCCAACUGGAAAGUGAGGGUCGGCUCAGACAAAAUGGGCAACUUCCCAUCCCUACCUGUGGCCAAAAUCUUCAUCAUUGAGCUCAACACCAUGUACGCCAAAGAGAAAGACAUUGCCCUCAUGAAGCUGCAGUUCCCACUCACAUUCUCAGGUGGGAGAGCAGGUGGCACAGCUCAGCAGGAGGCAGCCAGAAAACCCAAGGGCCCUGUCAUCCAAUGGGCCCUGAAGAGAAGGGAAGCCCUUGACCCAGAGCUGGGGGUGAACAGCCCUGGGGCAGGGGAGAGGAGUGAUGGUGGGGGCAUAGGAGAAACCUUCCACACCCCACCCCUGCCAGCCCUUGUCCCUGAGGAGCCCUGA
This is a messenger RNA of Trichechus manatus latirostris (Florida manatee), 1047 nucleotides long. It is a transcript of the gene TMPRSS4, whose product is annotated as transmembrane serine protease 4. Gene Ontology annotation, cellular component: membrane. Gene Ontology annotation, biological process: proteolysis; acrosome reaction. The transcript has 10 exons. NCBI's taxonomy places the organism in Eukaryota, Metazoa, Chordata, Mammalia, Sirenia, Trichechidae. The coding region runs from base 1 to 1047 and encodes 348 amino acids. Gene Ontology annotation, molecular function: serine-type endopeptidase activity; protein binding. The record is from RefSeq and is a predicted model, not a curated record.